Scedosporium apiospermum is the source of this 3471-nucleotide messenger RNA. RefSeq lists its product as uncharacterized. Gene Ontology annotation, biological process: telomere maintenance via recombination; telomere maintenance via telomerase; chromosome organization involved in meiotic cell cycle. The transcript has 5 exons. Lineage: Eukaryota; Fungi; Ascomycota; Sordariomycetes; Microascales; Microascaceae. Bases 1 to 3471 code for a protein of 1156 amino acids. Gene Ontology annotation, cellular component: Mre11 complex; condensed nuclear chromosome. Gene Ontology annotation, molecular function: double-stranded telomeric DNA binding; G-quadruplex DNA binding; single-stranded telomeric DNA binding. The record is from RefSeq and is a predicted model, not a curated record.
AUGGCCGACAACGAGAGCUUUGAGGUCGUCUCCCACGGCGACGCUGCCCCUGCCGCCUCGGCUCCCGCCGAACCUAGUCAGGUCCCCUCCUCACCUCCAUCCGCCGCCAACGGUGUCAGCAAGACGAGGACGGCAACAUCGGGUUCUGCCACGAAGCCGACCACAGCCCGCCGCCCAGUGACCGCCUCGGCAGCCACUAAGACGACAGCGUCCUCCGCCGCCCGUGCUACCGGUGGGCUCAGCAAGCCUCCAACCCGACCUCCCGUGUCGUCCACUGUCCGCCGCACAGCAGCUGCCAGCGUCUCGUCUACCGCUACCCACCGAUCGCGGGCCUCCAUCUCUGCCUCCGAGGAUGAGAGCCACAAGCGGACCCUCACGUCCAGCGCCCGUCGCACCUCGACUGUUUCUGGCUCUUCGCUGAGCUCCUCCUCCCCCGGAAGGACCACGGAGCGAAGGACAGGAACGGCUACAGCCCCAUCCGCUGCCAGCACUGCCAGGCGGGCUGCUGCCGGAACCGCUGCUGCCGCAUCCCCACGAACUGCUACCAGCUCGACGUCUUCGAGGACCGCUGCCUCCUCGAGCGCCGCCCCGACGAGUGCCACGAGAACCCGUUCCACCGCUUCGACCGGCGUUGUUGCCGAGGCAAGGAAGAGGCUAUCACUCGCCAGUGGAAGUACCACUGCCGCCCCCUCUGCUGCGAGACCCGUGUCUCGUUCCUCUGCUAGCGGUGCCGCCGUAUCUAGCAAGGAGCUCGAGGAGCUUAAGGCUAAGCUAGCUGAGAAGGAGGCCGAAAUAGAAUCACUCAAGACCAAGGUCCAGACAGCGGAGGACAGGGUCACCGAGCUGGGACAAGCCGCCCAAAACGAGGAGGCUGGUGCCAAGGCCGCUGAAGAGCACACCGUCGAGAUUGACGGCUUGAAGGCCGAGCAUGAGACUGCCGUCGCAGACCUCGAGGGACAGGUUGCUGCCGCAAGUGAGAGGGCGCAGGCCGUCGAGGCCGAGCUGGAGCAGCAAAGGGCUCAAUACAACGACAUUGUUGCUUCCAAGGAGGCGGUGGAAGCUGAACUCGUCUCCCUGAAGCAGACAAUCGAGACCCUUGAGGCCGCCCAUGCCGAGAAACUGGGCGAAUCUCAGGCUGCCCUCAACAAGGCUGUUGAGGAGCGCCUGAGGGAAAUCGAGGUGCUCGAAGCUAAGCAUACCGCUGAGCUGGAGAGGAUUUCCUCCAACUCCUCUGAGAGCGAGCAGGCCAUCACGGCUCUGAAGGCUAGUCAUGAGGCAGCUCUUGCCGAGCUCCAGAACAAGAUUGACGAGUUGACUGCUUCCCAAGCGACGCUGGAGGCUGAUCACGCUGCUUCUAUUGCAGCUGCUGGUGAGCAGCUUGGCUCGACGGUUGCCGCUCUCGAGGCUCAAGUUUCGGAGCUUACCGCCAAGGUUGAUGCUGCGCAGAAGGCUAGCGAGACUGCUGAGGCUCAAGUCCAGGCCAAGACGGCGGAGUUGGAGGAUGUCAGGGCCAGCCUUGCGGACUUUGAAUCCCAAUUGAGCCGUGCCAAGUCUGAACUUGACGCGUCUCUGGAAAAGAUAACCGCCUUGGAGGAGAAGGCUGCCACCAUCCAGCAGGAGAGCGUCGCCAAGGACGAGGCCCUCAAGGAGGUCCUGAGGAAGCACGAGGAGCAGCUGAAGCAGGUUUCGCAGGACUACGAAGACGAGAUCGAGAGCCUCCGUGGAGACGCCUUCUUCAAGCGGAAGUUCCAGGAGCUAGAGGCUAAGCACAACGACCUGACCGAGAACCAUGCUGCGGUCGUUGAGAGCCACAGUCUCGCACUCGAAGCUGCCAAGAAAGAGCACGAAGCCGCCGUCGCCGCCCUCGAGGCGCGAGAGGAGGAGUUCCAGAGAGAUCUGGCCGCCCUCCGCGCCAGCCACGCCGAGGAGCUCCACAGCGCUAGGCAUACGGCCGCGGGCGAGCUGGAGUCCACGAUAGACCAGCUGAAGGCGAGCCACGCGAAGCAGAUUGAGGUGCUCAGGAGCGAAAGCGAGGCUGCGCUUACCAAGGAACUCGAGGCGCUCGGCGCUUCUCACGCCAAGAUCGUCGAGGACCUCCAGAGGGAGAUCGAGGAGGAGAAGCAGGGCAUCUUCGCUGCUCACGAGCAGGAGCUUGCCAAGGUCAGGGAGGCUGGGGACAGCGCCCACGCUACUGAGGUUGAGGGUUUGAAGAAGGAACUCGAGGCUGCCAUCUCGAGCUCCGAGGCUCUCAAGGCUGAAGCCGCCGCGUCCAGCAGUGCCCAGGUUGCCGAAAUUGAGCAGCUGAAGAAGGAUCUUGAGGUCGCCAAGGCCCAGAUUGAGUCGGGCGCCAGCGCGCACGGCGCCGAGAUUGAGAACUUGAAGAAGGACCUCGAGGCGGCCAAGGCUGAGGUCGAGAAGGCGCAGGCCGACCUCGUUGCCGCGGUAGAAGCCGCGAAGAAGGAACUCGAGGCCUCGCACGCCACGGAGGUUGAGAAGUUGAUUUCGGUGAACGCCGAGGCGAUCGAUGCGCUUAAGAAGCAGUCUGCUGAGGACUCUGCUUCGCACGCUGAGACGAUUGCCAUUCUUAAAGAUACGCAAGCGAAGGCCUUCGAUGACUUGACCGCUGAGCAUGAGGCGCGGAUUGGUGCUCUUACGGACGAGCACAGCAGCAAGUACAAGACUGCCAUUGAUGAGCUCGAAUCGACCAAGGAAACUCUAGCUAAGGUGCAAGCCGAUGUGGAGGAGCUCGGCCAGCAACUCGCGAACGAGAAGAUGGAGCGCGCAACAGCUCAAGCCGACCUCGACGCCGCCCGGAACGCGAAGCCCGACACGACAGAACUCGACGCCCUCAAGGUCGAGCUAGAGACCCAGAAGGAAACGUACGAGAAGCAGCUCGAGGCCAGCAAGGCGGAGCUCGCGGACCUCAAGUCGGACGUCGAAGUGGCGCAGAAGGAGCUUGAGGCUCACAGGCUGGACGCCGAGGCCAAGGCCAAGACGGCCAAGGCGGACUUUGAGGAUAUGCACCAUACGAUGACGGAGCUCAUUGAGACGGAGCAGAAGAAGACUAAAGAGCUGCAGGAGAAGCUUGAGGAGGUGGAGAAGAAGAUUGAGGCGUUGGAGAAGACGGUUGAGGAGAAGGAGAAGCAGAUCGAGGAGAAGGAGAAGAAGAUUGGCGAGAAGGAGAAGGCUGUGGAAGAGCUCCAGGCGCAACUCAAGGUCAAGGAUGCGGAAAUUGCCGAAGCCAAGGCCAAUGCUGCCGCGACAUCAAAGGAUAAGAGCGACACCGAUGCUGACGCCGAGAACGAGACGGCGGCUGCCGAAGGUGAGGAAAACGACUAUUCAUCGGCAGCAUUAGCUUCGCUGGCAAAAGCUAGGGUGACUGCCAAGCAGAUGGACUCGGUCGAGGCGGAUAUCAGGGAGCGUAACCGAGAGAUGCUCAACUCGAUCACGGACAUUACGCAGUCGGCUUAA